CACAGAGAGGAGACACACCCUUGCAUAUUGCCAUUCGGAACCGGCAUCGAAUCAUCGCAGAACUCCUGCUGAGGAACCCUCGCGACGGCCGGCUGCUAUAUAAACCCAACCGCCAGGGGGAGACGCCGUACAACAUCGACUGUGCGCAGCAGAAGAGCAUUCUCACCCAGAUAUUUGGGGCCAAAUACCUCCAUCCGAGUGAGAAUGAGAACAGCAUGCUGGGAUACGACCUGUACAGCAGCUCCCUGGCGGACAUUUUGAGCGAGCCGACCCUGACCCCACCCAUCACUGUGGGGCUGUACGCACAGUGGGGCAGCGGCAAGUCCUUUCUUCUCAGGAAACUGCAAGAUGAAAUGAAGGAGUUUGCCGAGCAGGAAAGCGAGCCGGUGUUUAAGGUGUCGUGGCAGCUCAUCGUGGCGCACGCCGUCCUCAGCGCGGUCCUGGGGCUGGUGUUCGGCCUCACCGUCAGCUGGCUGGCAGGGCUGCUCGUCGGACUUAUCACUUUUUUCAUAGUUGUCAUGUUUCUAGGUAUAGUAUAUGUGGGUUCUCAGGGAUUUGACUGGGACUGGGCGUGGCAGGCGGGAGACUUUGUGUACCGACAGCUGUCCUACUCCCAGCUGCUGCUGCAGGUGUGCUUCUGUAACCCACCUGUCAUCAGGACUCAACAGGCACUGCCCAUCAGGUUCCUGUUUACGGACUACGCGAGGCUGACCCAUGUGGGAGGAGAGACGUCCCUGGCCGGGAUGAUCGGCACGCUGUGUGAGGCUGCUGAGCAGGAAUUCGGCUUCCUCGUCACCAGACUGUUCCGCGUCUUCAAACCAGAACACAGUCAAGGUGAGAAAGGAGCAGGCCGGUUCAAACUGGUAUGCUGCUGUCCCACCUUCCUCAUCGUUAUCCUGGAGGUGCUGGGCGUGCUGGUGAGCGUCAUCCUCCUGGUCAACUUUCGCCUGGACAACGCCGCGGUCAACGGCUUCCAGAUCGCGCUGCUGUCCGUGGUGGGUCUGACGCUGCUGCUGACCUGCCGCGUGUGGUUCGAGGUCCUCUGCUCGCUGGUCAUGUCGCAGAAACACCGCGUGCUGAAGUCUGCCACCAACCUGGACAAACUCAGGAUGGAGGGAUUCAUGCAUGCCAUGAAGGCAGAGGUAGACCUGUUGGCAGGGAUGGUUCAGUGUUUCGAUGCCUUCACCCAGCACCAGACCAGACUGGUGGUGGUGGUGGAUGGGCUGGACUCAUGUGAGCAGGACAAGAUCCUGCAUGUCCUGGACACGGUGCACGUGCUAUUCUCUGGAGCAGACCAGCCCUUCAUCACAAUCCUGGCUGUAGAUCCACACAUCAUCAUCAAGGCUGUGGAGGUAAACCUGCACUCUGUAUUCCGUGACUCCAACAUCAACGGCCACGACUACCUUAAGAACGUGGUGCAUCUUCCCUUCUACCUUAAGAACCGUGAGGGAGACGUCCUUAAGAAACACGUGGUGAAUGGAUCUGUGGGCAUGAGGUCCGGGGAGUGCUCCCCACUGGCAGAAGAGCCAGCUGUUACAUCAGUCGUUGGCCCCACUGGAGAGACUACAGUGCUGACUAGACGGCCGCGGCUGCCGUCACAGAAUUCUCUGGUGGAGAGAAGGUCCAGUAAGGUCGACUUCAGCACGCUGGCACGGAGGUUGUCACGCCAACCCUCGCUCUCCUUCACGCCAAAGCGGCCGAACCUGCUCAGCCGACAGCUGACCAGACAGUCGACCUUUGACAUGUCGCAGGCGCUGGUGACGGACACGUAUUUCAGCGGGGUGACGCCACACACCAUGAGGAGGCUGCUCAACAUCGUAGCACUUACAGGUCGUUUGUUGCGAGCGAGGAACGUGGCGUUUAAGUGGCACCAGCUGGCGAGCUGGGUGAACCUGACAGAACAGUGGCCGUACCGCACGUCCUGGCUCAUCUACCAACAGGAGGAGACUGAGGACAUGGGAGACAACACCACACUCAACAUGUUAUAUGACAGAAUCUCGGGUAAGAUCCCCACGUCCCGGGAGAUGGAACCCCUGCUGGAGAUAGACGGAGAUGUCAGGAACUUUGAGCUGUUCCUGAUGAACCACUCCCCCCUCCUGACAGUCAGCGACCUGAGGACCUUCCUACCCUCCACCAUCAACCUGGACCCUAACAUCAAGACUGUCAUAGCAGGAGAGCAUCUCAGGUUCAGCCAGUCUCCUGUUCGGCUGCAGUCACCUGUGCAUCUUGGAUCAGCCUCACCAGAGCACUACGGCCCUUGUCCUUUGCACUACCCCCACACCCAUGCUGAAACACACGUGCACCGCCGCCACACCCCCUCCCCCAUAGGGAGAACCCUGUCCCCCUGCUUACGCCAGCCAGACGUAGGUUAUCGUAGGGAGCCUGUCUCUCCUUACUCUCGCCAGACGUCUGGUACCGUGGCUUCACCGUCAGAUCUGUACGAGACACAGCUGGAGGCCAUGUUGGAGGGGCAGCGCAGCGGAUCAUCGCACACGCUGGUCAGCGUCGGCAGUACAGCUGCAGCUGCAGGGGCAGCAAUGCAAGCUGCUCCAAUAGAAGUGGUGAACCCCCUGGCCGGCAGCAGGACGUCCCUGCACAGUAAACCCCCCUCCGCCCGCGGAUCCAGGGUCUCCCUGCUCACCCAGCACGAACACAAGUCCCCCCCUCCACCGCCGCAGCAGCAGCAAGCCUCUGCCACAACCACCCCGCUAACCCGACCGUCUGCGCUGGCUCUCCGGUCAUCACUGCACACCAUGCAGGUCAAGGCCCAGUCCCAGUCAGACGUCCGCGAGCCCAAACUGAAGAAUCUGGACGUUCACGACGUGUGUGACCGUCUGGCACAGCUGGAGGGGAUCAACCAGGUAGAACUGCCCAGAUAUCACAAGACGAUCCAGGAGAACAACAUCAACGGGCCGGUCCUUCUGCACUGUGAGCUGGACGAGCUCAAGGUCGUCAUGAACAUGAAGUUUGGAGACUGGCAGCUCUUCAGGGCCUACAUCGUCGAGAUGAGGCACAAGGAGAGAUUCGGCCACGUCAAGGUUGAAGAGGAGUUUAUAGAGGACACCAUGGAGCUGGCCAGCAGCAGGGCUAACCUGUACAUGCCGUCCAUGGUGAAGGGCGGUAGUGACACGUCCGGUUCCCAGGAUUCCCUGCUGGCAGAGUUCGGGCACCUCAGUCCCCAGGAACAGAUCCAGUACCAGGGUGCAUUGCAGGCAUAUCUGGAUAGUAUUGAGAACCAGGCUGUGUCAGUCCGGUCCAAAAUUCCCGUCCGGAGAAGCCCCAACACUACCGAGGAGAAGAAAGCGCUGGAGGACGAAAAGUACCAGUCAAGGAUCCCCCGCCUCAGCAACAGCAAGCACGACUUGUCCUCGCUUCACUCGGGCAGUGACGAGAGCCUCCACGGACAGCCAAAGUCAAGGUCGCACUCGCUGGAGAAGCUGCGGCAGUCGCCCCGACCUCGCAGCUCCACCCCGCCCCGCGACCCCUCCCCCAGAACGAGGGCGAAGGUACACACCGUCCAGUCCCCGUCUUAUUCCAUGAAGAGCUCCUUCCGACGGAGCUGGAGCGGCACCAGCCCCCCCACGGUGGGUCCUGAGGUGAAACCCUCCCCAGAACCCACAUGUAGCACAGACACUCAGGCCAAGGGCCCGCCCAGGCUCAAGACCCUCCCCACAGACUUUGCACUAUCAGUAGUCAUCCCCAAUAGCGAGAGUUCCGAGCUGGAGGAUCUGACAGACAUGUCUCCUCUGGUUAGUGAUGCCGCUGGCCAAGAGGGCCAACAUGGCAUGGGGAAGAUCAGCCGCACGUUAGAAAACAUCGCCAGCGCCUUCAGAAGCCCACGCACAAGCUCCAAGUCAAGCAAAGACGAGAAAGAGGACGUGGAACCCCUCUUGAACAUGGAAGAGGGGGAGGGCAAAGGCGUGUCAGAAUCUGAGUCAAAAACCCUAACCCAACUCACCCACUCCAGUUCAGGAACACUUACAGAGGUCACCCCCCUCCCCACCCCUGACCAGGCUGUAGAUAGACAUUUAGACAUAAAGAACCCUUCAGACAGUUCCCUGUGGAAAAAGAGAAAACACAUUCCUUCUGUGUCAGACGACGGUCCCGCUGGAGAAAAGAACGAUUCUGGCUCUCAUCCGCAGACCAGACUAGCAGGAGAAAAACCUGGCGUUGUCCAGGAUGGAAGGAAUGGGAAUGGGAGAAACAGGAGCCAGGAGAGAGAAAGCAGUAUCGAGGACAAUAGAAGGAAUAGAAACGAUAACGACGGAGCCAUUCAGCACGCUGACUCUUACUCCUCCAACAGACCUGCAACGUUAUCGACAGAAAACGAACAACAGGAUCAGAGCUUCGACGACUCGUCAGAGAAGAAGAAGGGGACAAAGCUGACGAGGAAAGAGUCCGGCAGACAGAAGAGCAGGCUGCCCGUGUUCAGGACUGGGUCAGCCCCCGGACAGGAGUCGCCCGCAGGCACCAAGAGACAGAGCCCGGAGAGCACGCCGUUUGGCUCCAAGAGACCAAGUACUCUGAGUAUGACAAAGGCUGAUCUGGAGCUGAAGGGAAGUGAUGAGGAGGCAGGGAGUACGGGACAAGUCAGUAUCACCAUGGGAGAACUGGCUGCCACAGGAGAGACUGUGUUGUAACACAACACACGUUGUAACCGUGAAAUCAAACUGUAAUCUGUAUUGUAAAGUUGGGAGUUUUUUCUUCUUCUUGAACGAGUUUGACUAUGACAUUCCUGCAUCUUGCCACUUGAAAAUGAUCGAGAAAAUCAAGGAACAAAAAAUCUAGCAUAGAUUUCUAACAGUACUGAUUGACUUUGGCGUUUUAAUCCAUCAGAGUGACCUUUGUCUUGAUCUGUUUUAAACUUUUCUCAGAUGUAUAAGCAUAAAUUGUUGCAGUGACUUUUUCUCAGUCCCAGACAACACUGUAAGAAUUAUCACACCAAGACUGUUGCCUUGUGGGGAGGCAGCGAACAAUGUAAGACCUGGUAUUCUUUACCUUUGACCUCUAUAGGGGCUGAUGUUGAGUUUGGGGUUGUCUGAUAUUAUUACCCAGAAUUCCUUCUUGCUGGUAAUGUAAAUCUGUGGGUUCAGCAAGAGGAGGUUUUGUCUUGACCUGACAUUAAUGUACAGCAAUCUUAAUAAUGAUGGAACUUUAGUCCAUUCUGCCCUGUGAGGGCUUCUCAAGGAAAUCAAAAUGUAUUCUUUUAACGACUGUACAUGACCUUGGGGCACUCAGCGCUUUGUGACAAUGAGUCGACCUUGACUUCCAAUGUGGAUGCCGACGCUCGUGGCACGAUACUUCAGUGUACAGAACUCUAAUUUAUUGGACUUGCCAGUUGUAUGUACAAACGUUUGGAUGUGCUGUCCGUGUGAUGAUGAUGUCUUCUUGCAUGCGAGCCACGCAAUACUCUCACGUAAAUCGACGCAGUGAUCGUUGUGCUGUACGUUAACACCCAACCAUUGUAACCAUGCACAUUUAUACAGAAAAAAAAAGAUACAUCAUAAAGGAAAGGAGAAAAAAAGAGGGAAAAAAAUCAAAAGUUUUUUUACUGGAGUUGAAGCAAGAAACGUGUAGAAAAGUAGGUAAAGAUGAUGAAAGCUAGGUAACGGACCGCUCAGGUGUGUUAGUGAUAACAUUUGUUGUCCACUCGAGGGAUGUUUCCUCAUUCCAGUGAUAUUGUGACGUUGGUAAGACAUAAAUAUCAUGUAGUUCUGAUGGCCACUGUAUGGGAUCAGAUACGGAGAACAUUUCAUUUCAGAAAUCUACUGUAAUCAGAGAGUCUUUCCAUAAAUGUGUGAGAUACAAAUACACCUGUAUUAUCUAAACUCGAUGUUGCAAAAGUUUGUUUCAGGGUAUAGUCGUUUUUUUAUGGAAAGCAGUCCUAUCGUGUUUGAGAGCAGCAGGGUCUGCUGAGUUUUUUGCAUUUUUUAGUCACUGAAAAUGAAUUUAUUAUGGACAGUUUAUUGUCUUUCCCUGAAGGUCAUUAGAUUGACCUUGGAGACAUCAGUGUUACUGAGGAUUGUUAAGUCAUGAAUUUAUUCCGUAGUACAUCAAUUUUACAUGCUACAAAUGUGUCCAUGUCUUUGAAAUCCAAAGGAUAUGAAUUCUAUGAAUGAUGAAGGAAUCUUGACUUGAAUAUCGAGUAGAAAUGCUGCUUAUGAAAUUUGCAAUUUGUGAUUUAUAUGUUGGAAUUUGAAACUUUAUUGUAUUUACCACCUUUUCAAACUGAUAUGAUGCAACUUGAUUGUUUUAUAGUUUGUUGGUUAUGCACAUUUUCUUAUUAAUUAAUUUUGGGAAAACCAGUAUAUGGGAUUGUUGGACAACUGGGCUUUUCCUGAUCAACUUCAUACUUCUCCCCAGUCGACGUAACUGAAAACUGGUAUCAGUAAUUGGGAGUAGGUACGGAGAAACUUACAGAACUAUCAUUGAAUGAUCUUCCUUUCUUUGCAGUGGUGUACGCAAUGUACAAGUAGGCUUCCUGACAACAGGACACUCAUGAGUAUGUUACACUUGAUAUAACACUGAAAUCAGUAUGAACAGCAGACAGUACUUUAUUUGACAGAAAGUGGUCAUCAUAGCUGCAAGUAUACAUUGUUCUCAUGUGCACUGUAAUAUUAUAACAUGUAGGCAUAAGUGUGUGCCCAUGCUGCACUCCCCUACUUAACCUUGAAGAUGGUAUAAUCCCACUGGCGACCAAUCAGGAGAUAGUACUACUGGGGAUGUAACCCUACCCAUGGCGACCAUGUUUGCUGUUGCUAGGUGACAUGAUGAUGCUAUCAUUUAGUUGGUGUUGUGGAAAAAGUUUCUAGCUGCGUUUGCAAGUCCUGCCCAUGAUUAUCCCUUAGCCAUAGCAACCAUAUUACCAUUAUUGCAACCUCUGCUGUCCUGUUGGCAAACUUUGUGCACAACACUUGCUACAUAAUUAGCAUCAUCAGUCAUCUACAUGUAUGGCAUUUGUAGUAUUCUCCCGGGUAGCCUUUUGGCACUGUAGACUUGGACCAGGUAGGCCACAGGGAGAAGAUUAAAUAUUCUUACUUGUGAUUGACAUGUUAAGACUUUACAAUUGUUAGAACAUCAGACAGAUUUAACCAGUGCUGGAUGCCAUAAGAGAUUGUCAGAAAAAUGGGUUAUUUUAUUAGACCACAACUGCAACUCUGACGUAAUGUUAAUAUAUAUAUGAUUGUGCAUAUCAUUUCUGCAGAAUUCUUGCCAAGCCUGGUGAACAGAACAUAAUGACGAAAUCCCAUCCUGGUUACCACAGAAACAGUUGCUAGGGACAGUCAGGAGUUGUGAGAAGGUAGGGGAAGGCAGUAUGUUGCACAAACUGUCACAAUAAACAUCACGUGUACAUGAA
Messenger RNA from Branchiostoma belcheri (Belcher's lancelet), 7357 nucleotides. Its product is annotated as kinase D-interacting substrate of 220 kDa-like. The coding region runs from base 216 to 4640 and encodes 1474 amino acids. The transcript has 20 exons. The record is from RefSeq and is a predicted model, not a curated record. Lineage: Eukaryota; Metazoa; Chordata; Leptocardii; Amphioxiformes; Branchiostomatidae.